Suillus bovinus is the source of this 1198-nucleotide messenger RNA. RefSeq lists its product as uncharacterized. Bases 172 to 1002 code for a protein of 276 amino acids. The record is from RefSeq and is a predicted model, not a curated record. Lineage: Eukaryota; Fungi; Basidiomycota; Agaricomycetes; Boletales; Suillaceae. The transcript has 10 exons.
UUUGCAUACCGCGAUGAUCGAUGUUUCAAGACGAAACAUAUAAGAACAAUAUCCGAGACAGUGACAGAAUCCACCUUCCUCUACCCCAAGACAAGUCCAAGAAUAGGGUCCUGGAACAAUGACAGAAAAAAACAUCUACCCCGUAAAAGUGGCCAGUCGCGGACAUACCAUAUGAUCCAUCCCAUCAUGGCCUUCGACCCUCGUAUUGUUAUUGGACCGAUGCAAGUUGGUUCGCUCCUCAGUGCAGUAUUCUACGGCUGCCUCGUUUCCCAAAUUUACUUGUAUUUUAAACUGUUCCCAACAGAUCCUCGAGGCUUUAAAAUCUUCGUUAUAGCUCUUGGAAUUUGGCAACUAGGCCACUUCAUCUGCUUGGUUGCUACGCUAUGGUCCAUGACAGUGAUAGCCUAUGAUCACCCAUCCAUACUCGAUACUCUUCCACUUGGAACAAAAAUUAUCCUCUUGCUCAGCAGCUUCACGUGCUCUACUGUGCAGGCAUUUUACACCAUCAGGCUCUGGAAGAUUUCUAAUAUCGUCAUCCUACCACUUGUCUCAGGAAUGUUAGGUAUAACUGCGCAAGUUGCAGCUUUCAUUUUCGUCGUCCGCGCGUUUAAUAUGGCCAACCUCGAGACGUUCGGAAAGGAUCAACACUUCAUCAUCACAUUCGCAGCAAUAUCUCGUUCGGCAUCUGACAUUUUCACUACCAUCGGUAUAGCCGCAACAACCCUGAAGAAGCGAUCAUUGUACGUUUCGGGCGCUACAGCGACAACUAGGUUAGCUGACCGGGUAAUUGCGUGGAUGCUUGAAACAUGUUUGGUAGCUAGUUUGUUGACGUUUUCGAUCGCCGUCCUGCUCCUUACUUUACCCAACAAUUCCUGGUUUGGUCUAUAUCUCAUCAACGCCAACCUAAUUGCGAAUUCGCUAUUGGCAUGGCUCAAUCGCCGAUUCAUGUUCAUGCGUGAGAUGGACUUAACAGUAUGCUCGACUAUCAAUUUCGCCGAAUGAGGUCUGUCUAGACAAGGCCACCGGUCUCUGAAAUCUGUCUUGUCCCCUCUAUUUGACAGGGGAGAUGACGACUCAUAAAAUUCCUUACAUCUCUUUCCAAGUAUCACCUCACUUGUAUCACUAGUAGUUCUCGUAGUCGAAUUGUGUAUCACUCCCUGUAGCACCAACUCCCGUGGCGUUUAUGCAUCCCUCGUGU